Messenger RNA from Bacillus rossius redtenbacheri, 1629 nucleotides. Its product is annotated as alpha-amylase-like. NCBI's taxonomy places the organism in Eukaryota, Metazoa, Arthropoda, Insecta, Phasmatodea, Bacillidae. Gene Ontology annotation, biological process: carbohydrate metabolic process. The transcript is spliced from 11 exons. Gene Ontology annotation, molecular function: alpha-amylase activity; cation binding. The coding region runs from base 46 to 1521 and encodes 491 amino acids. The record is from RefSeq and is a predicted model, not a curated record.
CUCGGGCUCACUCGACGUCCGGCCGGCACCGAGGGAAGCAACACCAUGAGGCCCGUCGCCGCCGCCGCCGCGCUGCUGUCGCUGCUGCUGUCGUGCGCGCAUGCGCAGAAGGACCCGCACUGGGACAGCGGCCGCAGCGCCAUCGUGCACCUCUUCGAGUGGAAGUUCAGCGACAUAGCGCUCGAGUGCGAGCGCUUCCUCGGGCCGAAGGGGUUCGCCGGCGUGCAGACGUCGCCGGUGAACGAGUACCUGGCCGUCACGUCGAGGAACAGGCCGUGGUGGGAGCGCUACCAGCCCAUGUCCUACAAGAUCGUGUCCCGGUCCGGGGACGAGGCCGCCUUCAAGGACAUGGUGUCCCGCUGCAGGGCAGUCGGCGUCAAGAUCUACGUCGACGUGGUGUUCAACCACAUGACAGGCAACUGGGACGGCUUGUCUGGUGUCGGUGGAAGCUCAUGCGACUGCAACAACAAGAACUACCCAACUGUGCCGUACUCCUCCGAAAACUUUCACUCCACCUGCUCCAUCACCAACUACAACGAUGCCUCCAACGUGCGGAACUGCGAGCUCACGGGACUGCACGAUCUGGACCAGAGCCAAGACUACGUCAGGGGCAAGAUCAUCGACUUCCUCAACAACCUCGUGGCGGACGGAGUCACUGGCUUCAGGGUGGACGCGGCCAAGCACAUGUGGCCCAGCGACCUGCAGUACAUCUACGGCAAGGUGAACGACAUCAGCGGCGGAGGAAGGCCGUUCGUCUACCAGGAGGUCAUCGACUACACCGGCACCGAGGCGGUGAAGAAGAGCGAGUACACUGGCUUCGGGCGAGUGUGCGAGUUCCGCUACGGCAAGGAGGUGGGGAACGCCUUCCAAGGCAACAACCCCAUAAAGUACUUCAAGAACUUCGGGACGGCUUGGGGCUUCGCCGCCAGCGACGACUCCCUGGUGUUUGUGGACAACCACGACACACAGAGGACCGGCGGCUCGGAGAUCAUCACGUACAAGAGUCCCCGUCUCUACAAGAUGGCGGUGGGCUUCAUGCUGUCGUGGCCGUUCGGCGCGCCGCGCAUCAUGUCCAGCUACUCCUUCACGGACAACGACGUGGGCCCGCCGCAGGACGGCAACGGCAACAUCGUGGGCGCGUCCAUUAACGCCGACGGCACGUGCGGCAACGGCUGGGUGUGCGAGCACCGCUGGAGGCAGAUCUACAACAUGGUGGACUUCCGCAACCAGGUGGCCGACACGCAGGUCGAGAACUGGUGGGACAACGAUAACAAGCAGAUAGCCUUCAGCCGCGGCAGCAAAGGCUUUGUGGCAUUCAACGACGACACUUCCGACAUGAAGCAGACCAUCCAGACGAGCCUCCCGGCGGGGACUUACUGCGACGUGGUCUCCGGCUCCAAGUCCGGCAGCAGCUGCACGGGCAAGACCGUGACCGUGGACAGCAGCAGCAAGGCCUACGUCGAGAUACUCACCAGCGCGGACGACGGCUUCAUCGCCAUCCACGCGGGGUCUAAACUCUAGAUAUUUUCUAGAAAAAGAAGAACCUUUCAAACAAGAAAAUUUUUUCCAAAAAAUUCUUUAUGUACACUUAUUUUAAUAAAAAUAAAUUUUUAUUUAAUGCCCUAACAA